UUGAAAAAUUUUCUCAAAAACGAUGCUGCUGCUUCACUCACUUUUUUAUUUGCAGUUUAUAUCGUCAUUGCACCUGAACUGCUCGCAGGUGUACAAAUCGGACGUAAUUAUCCAAAGGGCACUGUAGCAGGGGACGUCUACAAAGUAAUUGACAGCGUAUUACAUAAGUCACUGCGACCGCAAGUUGCUAAUGCCGACAACGACCCGUUAAUAUCACUGAUGUGUCAGUGCUGGAACGCUACACCGGAAGCACGCCCUAAACUUCGAAAUAUCCAUCAGACCAUCGGAACUGUUUUUUCGAGCUCGAAAGGUAACCUUGUGGACCAAAUGAUCAAAAUGAAUGAAAAAUACGCUCAAAACCUGGAGCGGAUUGUUGCGGAACGAACAUCUCUGCUGAUCGAGGCGCAGGAACAAACUGAUCGUUUGCUCUGCGAAAUGUUACCGCCAUCGAUAGCAGCGCUACUCAAAGCUGGCGAACCUAUCAUUCCACGCAGUUAUGAGUCAGUGACUGUAGGAUUCUGUCAAAUCGUUGAUUUUGGACAUUUGAUGGCACAGUGCACUGCAGAACAGGUAAUUGCGUGUCUGAAUGAUGCUUUCAUGUCAUUCGAUGGAGUCAUCGGGCGUCACGAUGCUUACAAAGUUGAGACAACUGGAGAAACAUACAUGGUAGCAUCAGGGGUACCAAGUGAGAAUGGUGGACGGCAUGUAUUCGAGGUAGCUGAAAUUGCGCUCGAGUUAAGAGAGACAACUUUGACUUACAAGGUGGCCGCGGCACCCGGGUGGCAACUCCGUGUUCGCAUUGGAUUUCACUGUGGACCGAUUGCUGCCGGUGUGAUUGGCUUACGAUCGCCUAGAUACUGCCUGUUUGGUGAUACGAAAGAGAUGUCCAAGCACAAUUAAAU
Messenger RNA from Gongylonema pulchrum, 902 nucleotides. The record is from the annotation of a GenBank genome assembly. Lineage: Eukaryota; Metazoa; Nematoda; Chromadorea; Rhabditida; Gongylonematidae.